Messenger RNA from Caenorhabditis elegans, 969 nucleotides. It is a transcript of the gene col-179, whose product is annotated as Nematode cuticle collagen N-terminal domain-containing protein. The record is from RefSeq and is marked reviewed. The transcript has 2 exons. Gene Ontology annotation, molecular function: structural constituent of cuticle. The coding region runs from base 75 to 926 and encodes 283 amino acids. NCBI's taxonomy places the organism in Eukaryota, Metazoa, Nematoda, Chromadorea, Rhabditida, Rhabditidae.
AAAACUUCCUUGUUCCGUUAGGUAGUAAGUAUAAAAGAACGGCUUGGAGAUAUUGAAUAACACCGAAUAGUGCAAUGGAAGACAAAGCAAAGUUUGCGUACGCAGCCGACCUUAAAAAGUUUGCUUUCUUUGGAGUUGCGGUCUCAACCGUAGCUACAUUGAUUGCAAUCAUUGCUAUUCCACUUUUCUGUGUUCAUAUGCAAUCCGUUACAUCUGGCCUUUCUGAAGAGCUUCUCUUCUGCAAGUCUAAGAAUGUGUAUAUUAAGGGAGAAAUCGAACAACUUUCUGUUACUCGUGAAGCUGGAAGACAGAAACGUCAAACUCCACAAACUUGCUGUUCAUGCGGUAUUGGAGAAACUGGACCAGCUGGAGUUCCAGGACAAGAAGGAGCCCCUGGAAAUGACGGAAAAGCUGGACAACCAGGAGCACCAGGAGCUGACGCUGAUGAGCAAGGUUUCCAUUACAAGGCUCCAGAGUUUUGCUUCGACUGCCCAGCUGGACCACCAGGAGCCGUUGGAGGACCAGGACCAAAGGGACCACCAGGACCACCAGGAGGUCCAGGAGAGCUUGGAGGACCAGGACGUGGAGGAAACCGCGGACCACCAGGACCACGUGGGCCACCAGGAGAGGCCGGACCAGACGGAGAAGGAGGACGUCCAGGACAAGCCGGACAAACUCGCUCAGCUCCAUCUCCACCAGGACAACCAGGACAACCAGGAGAACCAGGAUCGCCAGGAGAGCCAGGACCAGAUGGACGUGCUGGACAUCCAGGACGUAACGGACCACCAGGACCACCAGGAGACAAUGGAGGUCAAGGAGAGCCAGGAAAGGACGGAGAAGAUGGAGAGAACGGAGCUGCUGGAGCCGCUGGACCAAAGGGAUCUUGCGAUCACUGCCCACCUCCACGCACUGCCCCAGGAUAUUAAUAGGUUUUUCAUAGUGUUAUUAGACGUUUUAAUAAAAAGUUUU